This is a messenger RNA of Haliotis rubra (blacklip abalone), 1656 nucleotides long. Its product is annotated as Werner syndrome ATP-dependent helicase homolog. The transcript has a single exon. The record is from RefSeq and is a predicted model, not a curated record. The coding region runs from base 184 to 1038 and encodes 284 amino acids. Lineage: Eukaryota; Metazoa; Mollusca; Gastropoda; Lepetellida; Haliotidae. Gene Ontology annotation, biological process: nucleobase-containing compound metabolic process. Gene Ontology annotation, molecular function: 3'-5' exonuclease activity; nucleic acid binding.
GUUCUCUCCCUUUACGAAAACUCCCUUCAACUCGUACCAAAACAUAUUCGGUACAUUCCAUUCGAGGAUGCAGCAGCGAGCCAGAUUUCAGAGAGGGACCCGUUUGGUGUCAGUGCUUACGAAAAUAAUGAAUGCUUCUUUUAUUUGCCUGCACCUUUACUAACGGCACAUCCAUCUUUAAUCAUGAGUUACAAGCGAAUUCGAGCAAGGAAGCGUGGCUUACCUGACUGGAUGCUUGACGACGAUGAGCCAGAAUCUCAGUCAAAUAACGCACUUGAAGUUGAAGACGAACAACCGAAAGUAAAUCGAAUGAAAAAGCCGUUCUGUAAGCCUAACUAUGAGUACCUCCCAGGAAACAAACACGGACAGAAAAGCAAGGACAAAGCCCCCACCAUCCCGGAAGCUGGAGCAGCCCUGUCCGCUGACGAUGUCGUAGCUCAAGCGAUGCCGUUCAUAGCCUUUUCAGGCUCGACCGUGUACUCUCACAACGCCGGGGACUGUUCCUUACUCUGUGAAGAGAUUAUACGGACAUCCUUGGACGCUGGAACUAACAGUGAGAUAUAUGUAGGGUUCGACUUGGAGUGGCCAGUUACGUACACGAAGGGCACCGGAGGUCGAGUUGCGCUGGUUCAGGUAGCGGUGAACGAAUCAAAGUGUUACCUCUUUCACAUAUCAGCGAUUGGAUCAUUGCCGAAAAUGCUGAGAAAGAUCAUUGAGGAUGAUCGCGUGAAGAAAAUAGGAGUCAACAUCGAGAAUGACAUGUGGAAGCUGGCGAAAGAUUUUGAUUUUGAAGCGAGGAAAGUUAUCAGGAAUUCCAUGAUAGACUUAGGGAAACUAGCGAACACAAAACUGAAAUCUAAGGAGAACUGGAGCUUAGAAGGCUUGUGUAGGAAUGUUCUCAGGAUGAGGAUGAAUAAAGACGAUAGUGUGCGGUGUGGGAAGUGGGACGAAUUUCCUUUGACCGACGAGCAAAAGUUAUAUGCAGCUACAGACGCGUACGCAUGCUUGAAGAUAUACAAUACACUCGAACAUGUAUAGUGAUCGUAAGUUAGGCUUCUGUUAGGCAGCGUGCGUGAUGAUGACAGUGUGUAAGACCAGGCAAUAUACAAACACCACUCCUUGUUCACAUCAGUUUUUGAUCUCAGUUUGUUGUCUAUGCAUCUGUUGUUUCUUGGAAUCAAGUCCUGUAUUCCCCCGGAGCAUAUGUCAGCACUGAGUUCAUGUUGAUAAUUAGAAAACAUCUAUGACUGUGUUACUUUUGGAUUUCCGCCGCUGACAGGUCGUGAUAUAACUAGAAAAACUAAUAGAACAACGGGCUUAAACACAACUUGAAACAAAACUGUGAUAAUAAAUAUUGUGGGACAAGGCCAUUGACCCGUCAAUUGUCUUGUGUCGUCGCUAGGUACAGUCUAUGAAUCACUACCGUCCAUGAAUCACUGCGAAUUUAUUGGAUAACUAUGAAAUCAGCAUAUAUGCUGUGAUCUUAAUAUUGAAAUAUACAACAAUGGCGGAUACAUAUAUAUUUACAGGUUUGAAGGUUAUAUUCUGAUUGUACAUUCUACCUCAUGUUCAUCUUUUUUCCUGUGGCAUUCUUUGUUAACAUACAAUGUCAGUUUGACCUCGUUGACAAUUAAAGCAAUUAUUUAAGAACAAAAA